Messenger RNA from Asterias rubens (European starfish), 4103 nucleotides. RefSeq names its product IQ and ubiquitin-like domain-containing protein. Lineage: Eukaryota; Metazoa; Echinodermata; Asteroidea; Forcipulatida; Asteriidae. Gene Ontology annotation, biological process: cilium assembly. Gene Ontology annotation, cellular component: acrosomal vesicle; motile cilium. Gene Ontology annotation, molecular function: protein binding. The record is from RefSeq and is a predicted model, not a curated record. Bases 140 to 2917 code for a protein of 925 amino acids. The transcript has 12 exons.
GGUUUGUACACGAAGAUCUGAAGAUCGAAGUUUAAACAUUGAACAUGAGAUAGAAACGUUUGAAUUAUGUGAAUGAAUGUUACCAUUUAACAAGAUUUCCAAUUAGUGACUGAGGAAUAAACGACACGACACAACAGUCAUGGCUGACGAGGAGAGUAAAGCUCCAACUGAAUUGAUGGAAGUGGACAAGGAGAUGCAGACUGAUGAACCAAGUGAGAUAACAGUUGAAGAACAUGCAGAAAGCUCCGUCAAUGCUGAGGAAACAGAAGGGAACCCGACGCCUGUCGCAGAAGGAGAGGGUGCACCUCCAGUUGAGGCAGAGGUAGCACCUCAAGCUGAGAGUGAGGCUGCGCCUCCAGCUGAGAGUGAGGCUGCGCCUCCAGGGGAGGGAGAAGUUACGCCUCCAGCUGAGGGAGAGGUUGCACCUGAAGCUGCUGUAGAUUCUGCCCCCCAACCUGACGAAGAGGCCACUCCACAAACAGAAGCUGCAGCUGAAACAGACAGAGGAACAGACGAACCUGUCGAUGGGGAGGUUGCACAGGAACAAACUCCCAAAGAAACAAAAGAGGAUGGAGUACCGACUGAGGAAGCACCACAAACUGAUGAGGUUUCCGCGCCAGAGACCCCGGGAGCGACCCAAGAGGCUGAAGUAACAGACGGGGAGAAGACGGAAGAAGCGACUGACGAUGUCGCCGUCGACUCUGCUGUUGAGGAAAGUAAAACAACCGAGGAGGAACAACCAAAGACUGACCAAGAUGUUGAAGAUUCUCCUCAAGAAACAGAGACUGCUGAGGUAUCGACACAAGAGGGGGAGGAAGAUAUAGAGAAGAGAGCAUCACCUGUUGAGAAGGAGACGGUUGGCAUGGAAACGGAUCAGACUGAUGAGCAACAUGAGGUUGAUCCUCAUGCUGCUUCACCGGUGCCGGAUCCUCUGAACGCAACCGCUACAGUGAAAUUUGUUUUGAUGCCGAGUGGCCAGGUGACAACGAUGGCGUGCGCUCUAAGUCAAACCAUGCACCAGCUUCGAGCUCACUUUGCUACAGAGUUGAGAAUGCCGUCCGAUCAGCUCGUCUUCAUGUAUGAUGGUUCAAAUGUGAAAGAUGGUUUGACCCUUCAUGACCUUGGCGUUGGUCCUAAUGGUGCAGUCCAGAUGGAGAUCUCCUCAGCUGAUCCAGUGGCUAACCCCCUGAAAUCCCUUAAGCCUAAGCCAUCGUACAUCAUGCCUGACGUCAUUACUGUUAAAGUACAGAGAGACGGUGUUCAGGAGGACAUAGUAGUGGAGAUUGAACGUUCCAUGCAACACAAACCAUUCCUGGGUGGCUAUCGUCAUCGCAACACAGGAGCGGAGUUCUUCCACGCCUCGGCUCAGACCAGACCAAAGUCGCGCAAGGACAGCGGGAUCGAGAAGAACUGCCGCGAGACGCAAACGGUCAAGAAUAGGAAUGUCAGACAACAGAGCAAGAUCGAUACCUCCACACAGAUGACGAUGAUCGGCUGCUACGUGUCCAACAUGACCGAUAAACUGAUGGUGCCUGGGAAGUAUCAAACGGCCGAGGAGUAUCAUGAUAUCAGAUUGAAGAAGGUCAUCAUACUGCAGUCUUAUUUCCGACGAUGGCAAGCCAAGCGUCAGGUCGCAAAGCUACGUGUAGAUCUCGCUCAACGGUUGGAAUGGGAGAGAAAAGAAGCCAUUCGCAAAGUAAAGGAGAAGGAAGAUCGCAUCCGAAGGGAGUUUGAGAAACGGAUGAAUCCACGAACUAAGGAAGACUUUGAUCUGCUGUAUCAUGCACUGGAGAAGUGGCGCAAGGAGGAGCUGGACCAGAUCAAUGCUGCGUUGAGCGGGCCGAAGCGAAAGGCUGCCCUCUGCCACCUACUGGACCAGGAGACCCAGCUGAUCGCAUCCAUCGGUCGCCACAAACUGGAGGCAGACACUGACAACAAACAGCGUGCUAUACAGAGCUUCCUGGAUAAGGCUGCUGCCCCUAAGAAGUGGCGCGCAUUCGACGGCAAAUUCACCGAAAUGGACACUGCGUACACCAUCAGGGCGCGUGAACUACGUGAUAUCUACAAAAGUCUCAACAUGAAGUACUUGACACAAGAUGAACGAUUGGAUGUACUACUUACUCUCAAACACACAGUCAAGGAGCAUGACUGUAAACUGACCCAGGAGAUAAUAGAGCUGAUAGACAGGGAGGCAGAUCUCUUGAUGAGAGGGGUGAAGGACACAAACCUGGAAGGGUUGCGUAAACGCAUCGCGACACUCUUCUUGCAGUACGUCAAGACGCCAACGUUCAAUGCAGAGGCGGCUAGACUGCUCAAGGUUCCACAAGAUCCUUCCACUCUGCGCAAGAACAUUUACUUCUGCCCAAGCUGCAACAGCUACCUGCCCUCCACGGAGUUCCAGCUGGCGUCGAAUUCACGAAUGGUCGGGCGGUGCCGCCACUGCCAGAAACUGGACAACGACGCCAGGGCGCGCCAGGACUACAGCCACUACCGCUACAUGCUCAAGGCACUGCGCAAGUCAGAGGAAGCCAUGAACGACGGGUCACGUAUUGCUUUCCUGUUGCAGGAGGGUGAUCUACGCUACCUGGUAGAAAACAUCUGGGGCUCGCAGAGCGCCCUCAGCGCGUGGACCGACUUGUACGAUCUGGUGCUAGUGCGUUGGGAUAGAGACGAGGAAUGGUCGCCGUGGAAUUGCAUCCUGCUCACCAAGGAUGAGACAACGACCCAUGUUCAAAUUGAAGAGCUGGAAAAGGGUUAUGGCCGAGUCUUCUGCCACAAAGUCAACACCAAGCACACCCUGGCACGGAACUACUUCUCUCGUCUUCCUGGCAUGGCUGAACAUAUGAAAACAAGAGCCAACCAACCCAAGCCAGGCAAAGGCAUUAUCACCCAAGCUGUAGCACCCACCAGGGCAUAGAUAUACCUUAUAGAUCCCUUGCGACAACUGUCUGCAACGCUUGCCAUUUUGGAAGUCAAAUUUCAUGUAAAUAGUCCCGUUGCCUAAAAUGCGCGCAAGACUAUUUUUAACACGCAGAGGACACUGAUGGCUCCCAAAAUGGCACAACCAGAUUUUUGGAAUGAUGCAAUAUGAAUUGAGUCAAUUGAUCUUAUGCAUUGACGUCGCCAUGUUAGAAAUGCAUAUAGGAUGCACCAAUGCACAACUUCUUUUGAUCUCUAUCUGAGGGCGCCCUACUUGAAUGACACCAUGUGCAUAGGGUCUAUACAAUAGGUUGAAUUAAAUGAGAUGUCAGCGUGAUGUGAUAUUGUACAUAGUUAAUAGAACUUCUUAAACCAUAUCCGUCCAUAGACUUGUAAAAACAAGAAAAUCAAACACAAGUCCUUCUUUUUGAAAUGCAGAGACUGUUUUCUUUCCAAAGGGUCUCAUAACUCGCCAAACCUGUAGAGGAUUGGCCAGCAUUAUCUUUCCUUAAAAUGCCUUUUUAACAUUUGGUAAUGUGAAGCUAUAUAAAUCCAGAUAUAAUUGUUAUUAUUAUUUAUCUUUUUUUAAUUUAAUUACUGAUUUUAUUACCUUGAUUUGAUUUGUAGAAAGCUAAGGUGGGUGAUCCAACUUGAUAAAUGUGGAGGGGAUUUGCAUUUCUAGGACUUGACUUAAAGCGGCCAUCCUGAUUUUGCAGAAAGUUCCCCGAAAAUAUUUCCAUGUUCUGAUAAUCAAAAAUAUGAAAAUCUCCCUGAUUAUGGAAACUUAGACCAAUGUAUAUAAAUUUAAAGUAACUUUUUUUAUUAAUAAUUUCUCAAGUCACAUUUCACAGCACAUUCCUGUAUUUAUAAACAAUGUGUAAAAACCUUAUUACAACUGAAUGUCUACCUAUAUCUUAAAAACAUCGGUGGGGAUUUCUUGAAAAUAUAUAUUGUUAAAGUCUAUAAAAGGUAAGACCCGUGUUGUUUUUUUGCCAAUGUAAUGGUGAUAUAUGGGUCACAUUAUCAAUAAAGAUAACAACAUAAUUUAAACACCUGUGAAAGUUUCAUUUGAAUACCUUGUCUACUUGCUGUGAAAACAGAAGAAAACCUGCCUCUAGCUACCAAGCAAUCUUGGUAGUCUAGUUGGUAAGACACUGCUCUAGAAUUGCAAGGGUCCAGGGUUU